AUGAUCAAUAAAUGGGAAUUAGAUACAACUGAACUAAUUAAACAAUCAGCCGCAUGUGCACGUGAGCGUUUGCAGGAAAUCGCUUUAAAGGAAGGUGACAACUUACAGAAGCAAUUCGUGAUACUAUCAAGUGAAAUAGAUAGACUGCGGGAAAAUGAAAAUUAUUUCGAAAAUGACAUUGAUCAAUUAAUCAAUAAACUUCAACAACUCCAUCAUGAAAUAGAACAUUUUCCUGUUGAACUUAGCAUCGAGGAAAUUUCACAUGAAUUGAUUGUCGUCAAACCACUCACGCAAUCAGUGUGUCAUACUGCUGCUCCUUGUUACUUUGUUGAUCUUCUGCUUACUUCACAGAAACCGAAAGUAUCCAUUCAUCUUUUACCUAAAGCAUUUGGUCCAAUGUACCCAGCUAGUGAUCAAUUGAUUGCCUUUUCUUAUAAACAUCAAUUGCAUACUUUAAAUAUAGCUAAAAAAUCAUGGAAAAGCCUGCAUGGUAUUAAAAAAGCUACUGAAGUACAUUGGUUCAGUUCUUUCAAACAAUUCUUAGUACUAAGCUGUAGUGGUUAUGACUAUAAACCAAAUAAAUUAUACUUAUUUAAUCCAUAUUCCGACAGCGCUGAAGAGAUUUGGGCGAAAUCAGCCGAUUGGACGUAUGGUUCUCCUCGCAAUUUUAAAACGUUAACAUGUUUUAAACAGCAUAUUUUAAUCGUUGCCGAUGACAGAAUUGAAAAGUGGUCACCAGCUUAUUCCGAUUGGUACACUAAUGAGGAAGCUUCUGCUCGUUGGUCUCCGCCGAUCUCAUGUUAUCCAGACGGUGAAAUUAUAUGUAUUCGAAUGAAUGAUCUAUAUUACGCAGUUCUGAUUGAAACAUAUGAUCAUCAGUCACGACCAUCAGUAUUUUCUUUUCAACUAAGAAGCCAUGGUAUGUCAACUCUUCGCUGUAUAGAAAUAGAUUAUGAUAAGUCGCUUGACAAAUUGCGAUUGAUUUCUUUACCGGAUGCAUCUGGUUGGUUAUUCCUUGUUCGCGGAGAAAACAAAAACUGUUGUUAUGUACUUGAUAAUGAUGGAAAACGAUACGAUCAAAAUACUGUCCUAUUAUCAAAGGUAAUUGACAUUGGUGUUCAGAAUAAUUUAAUUUUUCUUCGAAAAAGAGUAUCGAACAGUACCAAUGAUGUCCUUGAAAUUUAUGACUGGCAGAAAUGA
This is a messenger RNA of Adineta steineri, 1200 nucleotides long. The record is from the annotation of a GenBank genome assembly. Lineage: Eukaryota; Metazoa; Rotifera; Eurotatoria; Adinetida; Adinetidae.